This is a messenger RNA of Nerophis lumbriciformis (worm pipefish), 549 nucleotides long. The record is from RefSeq and is a predicted model, not a curated record. Lineage: Eukaryota; Metazoa; Chordata; Actinopteri; Syngnathiformes; Syngnathidae.
AUGACGCACCAUGUUGGCCAAUCAGAAACCGCGUGUGCCAAAAGGCCAUCCUUGCAGGGGCCGGUGCCUCCCCCUCGCAAAAAGACGACUCCUAAACCUGAGCUGACUGAGGAGCAGAAGCAGGAGAUCAGGGAGGCCUUUGAGCUUUUUGACACCGAUGGCGCUGGAUACAUUGAUGUGAAAGAACUCAAGGUUGCCAUGAGAGCUUUGGGGUUUGAACCAAAAAAGGAGGAAAUAAAGAAGAUGAUCGGUGAAGUGGAUAAGGAUGGCACAGGGAAGAUCUCCUUUAGCGAUUUUUUCAGUGUCAUGACACAGAAAAUGGCCGAGAAGGAUUCCAAAGAAGAGAUACUGAAAGCUUUCCGUCUGUUUGAUGACGAUGAGACCGGUAGGAUCUCUUUCAAGAAUCUUAAGAGAGUCGCGAAGGAGCUCGGAGAAAACCUUACAGAUGAAGAGCUGCAAGAAAUGAUUGAGGAAGCGGACAGAGACGGCGAUGGGGAAGUGAACCAGCAAGAGUUCCUGAGGAUUAUGAAGAAAACCAGUCUGUACUGA